Messenger RNA from Prorocentrum cordatum, 1886 nucleotides. The record is from the annotation of a GenBank genome assembly. Lineage: Eukaryota; Dinophyceae; Prorocentrales; Prorocentraceae.
AGCAUCAGGCUCAAGGCUCACGCGUGCAUCAACGACCUACUUUUUGCUGCACGACCCGCCAGAUUCUCAACAAAGAAACUCAACAAUGGCGCACCGUAGCGCUGUCAUGAUCGCAUUUGUAUGCGGAGCCCAGCUCUGCCAUGGCUCUCCGGGCAACUUCCGCGGCUCAGGCGGCGGCCCCGCCUCGGACCGCACGGUCUCGGUGAAGGACGUGGAGUCGAGUCUGGGGGCCUCCCUGGAGGCAGUCCUGCAGGGCGGCAGCGUUGCCAUGGCCAGCCGGUUGUCCCGCAUCGAGUCCGCCAUGUGGGAGACGUUUCAGGCUCUGCCCAAGAACGGCAUGGGGCGCCUGGCGCCGCGAGCGGUGCGCCACAUCUCGAACUUUUUCUUCCUCUUACAUCGUGCACAGCUACUUCGCGAAGGAGCACGGCUGGAUCAUCAACGGGCUGGAGCCGCACGGCAUGCACGCCAACGUCACCGAGGUGCACGAGGUGGACCUCCUGCAAGACAAGGCGCCGGCGUUCGUGGAGGCCCUCCUCGAGUCUCGCCGCGCCGGCCGGGGGCUGUCCCUCGGCGACGUGGUGGCGAUGGCGGCGGCCCUGGAGCGCCUCAUCUUCGACGAGUCCCUCUCUCUCCUGCAGGUGGCCUACGCGCUCAACGGCCAGUCCGCCGCGGAGCGGCUGGGGGCGGGUGAGCUGCACGAGGUGCUGUCGUCUUACCUGAUGAUGUUCGAGAUGGGCGCCCGCGCGAACAUCACAGACGCCCCGAGGCACCGCGCCGUGAAGGACGCCAUGGCCAGCGCCGGGGGCAGCUGGCCGCUCCUCGUGGAGUUCGAGCAGGCGGCCGUGCACAACUACGACUUCGAGAGCUACCACCGGACCAACCCGUUCGUGGCGCGCCAGUAUUCGUUCGGCGAGGCCUCUCGGGUGGUGGAGGGUCUCGCGCGGGACUACGGCAAGUGGCAGAACACCGAGUGCCGCCAGAUGCGGCAGGAGCUGGAGGAGCUGGACCCAGACGGCUCGGGGCGCGUACCUCUCCGGACCUUCUACUCGCAGCCAGAGGCGGCCGACUACCAGUUCACCGAGUCCGUCGACUACCUCCGGCAGAUCGGCGCGCUGGACGAGGCCACGAGCAGCGUCCGCAUCUCCAACUACAUGGUGGGGCCCUCGAACUGCAUCGCCAGGUCGACGUACUACUCCGUGUGCUGCCUGAGUGACUGCGAGGGCCUGCUGAACGAACUGGAGGGCAAGAUCAAGGCCCCCACGGCCACCCCCGGCCGCAUCAUGUCGGCGGUCCGCAACCUCACCGCGUCCCCAGACAUGCGCUUGCCCCUCACCGCUGCCGAGGCGAGGCUGCGGGACAUCGCGGGCCACAACGGGGGCGAGGUGCCCCUGCACGGACGGCUCUUCGCCGAGUUCUUGCACCACGCCUUCCCCGCCGACUGCCCCUAUCCGCACCUGGCCGAGGACGCUGCGGCCCUCUCCCCGGCGCAUUGGUCCUCCGGGAGGGCCACGGCGUCCGAGGAGGAGCGCAGGCAGCACGUCGAGGCCGCGCCGGAGGACCGGCAGCAGGCGGAGCGGGCGCCGAGCACGGCGUGGAGCGACGAGGAGGUGCUGCCAGUGCUGGAGGCCCCGAGGCGCGCCCGCGGCGCCUGGAGCGGCGCCGCGCGUUCCGCGGCGCAGGCGGCGGCGGCCCUCGCGGUGCUGCGCAUCGCCAUGUCCGGGUGGCGCGCCGCCCGGGGGGCGGCGGGCGGCGCCGGGAAGCAGGGCCUCGUCCUCCCGCUGCGCGCCUGAGCUCUGCGGGGCUCCGGGCUCGGGGGGCCCGCCGCGCCCGCGGCGCGCGGGGGGGGCGCGGCGGUUGCCGUCGGCAGGCGCUCGCUGUCGCGCGCG